Messenger RNA from Kwoniella botswanensis, 3822 nucleotides. RefSeq lists its product as uncharacterized. The record is from RefSeq and is a predicted model, not a curated record. Lineage: Eukaryota; Fungi; Basidiomycota; Tremellomycetes; Tremellales; Cryptococcaceae. The transcript is spliced from 4 exons. Bases 1 to 3822 code for a protein of 1273 amino acids.
AUGAACACAGGACGUACAGGUGUAGAUACUCCGGCCGCUGCUCCUGCGAGGAGAAGAGAUGAUCCCAGUGGGUCCAGGGGCAAUACUCCUGCUGGAGGUGUCCGAGCAAAGCCACGCAAGAAACCUAAACCAUCUUCCUCACCCACACCUCGAGUCGGACCCAUCCCAGCUCCCUACCUCGCCUUGGCUCCUACACCCAUAUCAUCUUUAUCGGCAUCUACCAUCGACCAGCUCGCAGCUACUGCAGCCACCACAACUUCGAACUUGAUAUUGCCAUCAUCAUACGUGCGUUCAUCUCAGGAAAGACGCAAUAAGUCAACACCGAAUUUGAACACUGCUGGAGAGGGGGAAGGCGAAGCUGGACCAUCUAGUAGACCAGCUAACAGCAGACAGCAGCAGCAGAAAUACGUCACUUCACUCUUAUCUCCUCCGACCAUCAUCCCAGGUGGGACAUCUUCUACACCCCGUAUACAAUCUACUCAACCACAGGCUCCACCCAAUACCAGGCGUAGGUCAGGUGAAAGAGCAAGAGAGGGUAUAAGCACGAGACGAUCUCAAGAGAGGCUGAGGGAGUUGGUAAUUGGUAAUCCAAGUUUGACAUCUCUAGGACAGUUGGGUCAGAUACUUGAAUCUGGACAUUUGCCUGAAGAGACAAACGAAGAGAGCGAUUUGGCUCGAGCUCAACAGGAUGUGCAAGCACAAGCGCAAAGAAGACGAAGGAGGAUAGUGAGAGGAGAUACCGCUGAGACCAGUGGUGUCAGGAGGAGAUUGACAGUCAGCUCGAGGGAGGAAGGGAGAGCACUCGGUCUGGCUAGGGGAGCAAGUAUGAGGAGAACAAAUGUUUGGGAUGAUAUUCCGGAAGCUGGCGAACCACCACCGCCUUUCCCUUUUCCUACGCCGUCUACUGCACGUCUCCCUCCUGCGUUCGGUGCGACUCCUGGUACGGCCAACCCACCUCAAUCUCUACCCGAUGAAAGACCGCGAUCGCCACCUCCUUCAUUCGAAAUGGCCAUUGGCCUUUCUACUGCUCCCUCCCCAGCAAUUCCAUCUUCUUCGUCCACCCCGUCAACCCCACGGGCAGAAGCUCAACGUCCGAUUCUGACGGUAUCCACCAGCAUACCACAAGUUAAUGACCCCGAUUCCGCGGAUCCUACGGAAGAAUCACCUUCCUCGACACACUAUGCCUCCGCGCCUUCUUCGCCUACGCACACAGUGAUAGGCUUUGAGGACAUACGGGCGUCUGAAAGGACCAAAAGGGAAGAAAGGGAUGACAGGAAAGCAUGGAAUGACGAUUUGUUGGCUGGAUAUACACUCGAAGAACGAGUCAGGAGAGAGAUGGAGAGGAGGAAAGGCAGGGAAGUGAUCAAGCACAAUGGUGAGGACGAGGUAAGUAGCGAAAGGAGUGAAGAGACUGAAGGCGUGGAAGUAUCGGUCCAAGACGAAUUUCCUUUAGCGCCGGAAUCGAGUGGGCCCACGGGCACCGAAGAUAUACACGACGCGGACAGGCCCUCGUCGAGAUUGGAUGAAAAUCUAGAGUACAAGCCUGAAACAUCAAUUCCUCGCGCUGGGGAAGAAACCCCGGUCAUCACGAAUGAUCAUGGCCCAUCAUCCGAGCACACACAAUUGAUGAAAGACGAGACGAAUGUAUCAGAUGAAAAGCUCAAUAAUCCUUCCGCCGUUUCACCAUCCACGUCUGACAACGACAAGGUGCCAAAUGUCCCAGCACGGUCAAGUGACGCUGCGAGUAUUUCAACAUCAGGCGUCUCUUUUGACACCCAGUCUGCGAUACAGCAGAGCGAAGAAGGAAGUUCUAGCAAGAUGGAAACAGCAGCUCAAUCUGUAUCUCCGGAAAAGACCGUGGAGGAUUCGCUCAAAGUACAAGCGCCUCCCGUCCAGGCGAUCAUAGCCGAACAUGCUGCCCCAACCACCACUCCUCUUCUUCCAGCCUCUCAAGAAGGAGUACAGGACCAGAGCAAUACAAUCAAGACGCCUAAGCGCAGAAAACCGACCCGAAGCUCAACGGUUGAAACCGAAUCAUCACCCAACGCAUUCUCGUCACUGAACGUAAAGAGACUAUCGGUACCCGAGUUCAGUCCAUUCCGACCGCAGCUGGAUCGAGCUCUUUCCCACGAACCUUUGUUCAGUAAGCAUGGCUGGAAUGGCAGUCCUGAGCUUGAAUCUUCUGCUCAUCUGGGUACCACACUUGGCAACGAUCAGGCUUCGGAGAAUACCAGCGAACGACCUAUCGACCAAGCUGUUAGAAAUGCUUUACCAGCAAAGUCUUCUUUACCUCCCAGUCGUGAAGCUGCAUUGAAAAGACGAAAUCUCGAAUCAAAAUCACCCAAACCCGACGUGCCCCCUUCUGCUUCAAUGAGUCUAUCCAAACCCAAGACGAAAGUGAAGAUAGUUGAACAAAAACCUAUAUCAGGUCCUCUGAUCAAUUUCGAUACUCCCUCUCCUUCACCUCCCGGUUCCGUAAUAUCGACCUCACAAACUGAUCAAAGAGAAAGACCUACUUCCUCUGAUAUAUCGGCCUUGGCAGCUUCGAGCGCUGAGCUAUUGACGUUACUGGAACUGCAAGAUCAGAUCUUUGAACCAAAUGACGCAGAACCAAUAGCCGAAAGCUCGGCUCAAGGAGCUGCCAGGAUGGCUAGGAAGCCCCCUCCUCCACCGCCGAAGAGAAAGAUAAACCCAGGGGUAACACGGAGGGUACCACCACCUUUACCUAAAGGUCAAGCGCAAUCUCCGCCAGCGAAGAACAACCUUGAGGAGACAUCUUCACCUAGUAUUGAGUCUGGACGUCCGGCUAUAGCUCCUCGUCGCGCACCUCCACCAAUUCCACCUCGCUUGAAUCUCAUAACCAAACAGCCACCUCCGCUACCUCCUCGUGUGAACCCCAAUCGCGAUAAACCCUCAUUUCCACCGCCCAUGUCUCCAUCAGCAGAAUCCGACGACACCAUCAAAGCUUCCUCGCCUGCUAUAGCUCCUCGACUCAGUCUGACUGGCCAAAGUCCAGGGCACGUCAAGCCUAAAGGACCUAGACCUCGUCCGCCGCCACCUAGAGCAAGGCAGACCAGUUGGUUCAAGGGAUUUUCGCCUUUUACCUCCCGCCCUUCCGAGCCGAAUCUCGAGCAACUCAAUCCAGCUACUGUAGAUAUCGUCUCGGAUAUACCAUCGUCGAUUAGACCUAAUAACGAUAGGGCUCGAUCGGAUUUCCCGCAUUUAAUCUCACCCGUAGAGGCAGAGGCCAAGCAAGAGGAGAGGGAAAGGGUCAUCGAAAGAUCCUCAUCAGCCAUGAAUCUUGGAGCUUCAGAGUCUAGUCCUUCAAAUACCAACUCUGUUCGUCAACCAGAAUCACCUGUCCAACCUCAGGCGCCCUUGCCUUUAUCGGACGUAGGUCAGUCUAGUGGUGAAGCAGAGGAAGUAAGGAGAGAAUGGACAGAUUUAGAUUUACUCGUAUCUCGUAUUCAGGAUUUACCUUCGGAUCAAACAGGUGUCUAUGAAGGAUAUACACAGAUCAGUCAAUUUUUAGGACCAUCAAAAUCUCAAGCUGCCACUCCUGCAGCCCUCGCAAAUUUAUUGCCCGGUUUGAUCAAUGUGGAUUCACGACGGACUACUCCUCAGGGGAAAGUCAAAUUGAAAUUAUCACUUUUGGGUUUACGAGUAUCGAAGUGUGGAAUUUGUUUGUCGCAAUUCAAAGCUGGAGAAAAAGGGGUGAUGUUACCUAUGUGCUCUCAUGUAGGACAUGAGAGUUGUGCGAGGAGAUGGUUUAGGGAGAGAGGAAGUUGUUGGGUUUGUAGGAUGGUUCUACCUGAGGAGUAG